Calypte anna (Anna's hummingbird) is the source of this 510-nucleotide messenger RNA. Its product is annotated as glucagon. NCBI's taxonomy places the organism in Eukaryota, Metazoa, Chordata, Aves, Apodiformes, Trochilidae. Bases 1 to 510 code for a protein of 169 amino acids. Gene Ontology annotation, molecular function: hormone activity. The transcript has 5 exons. Gene Ontology annotation, cellular component: extracellular region. The record is from RefSeq and is a predicted model, not a curated record. Gene Ontology annotation, biological process: positive regulation of pancreatic juice secretion; brain development; negative regulation of gastrin-induced gastric acid secretion.
AUGGUUUGCCUGGUGACUCGGCUGUGGCAGCUCAUUAUCCCUGGCAUUGUCCUCUCUCACUUCUCAGCAUCUCUUCCAUCCCAGGAGAGGACCCAGAGAGAUGCUGAUGGGCUGUUCCCCAGUGAGCUCAGCAAGAUAAAUGGCAAUGCCUACAUGCAGCAGCUUGUCAAACAGCUGGGCCUCAAGGAGAGGUUCCAGAGGCACUCAGAUGGGCUCUUUACCAGUGAAUACAGCAAGCUGAGAGGAAAUGCUCAGGUUCAGAAAUUCAUUCAAAAUCUCAUGGGCCGCAAGCGCAGCUCUGCAGGCCCUGUCAACACAGAUGUGCAGGGGAGAGAGGAAGAAAACAUCCAUGAGGAACUUUGCUUUAUGUGGUUGUACCAGAACUUUCUGAACACCAGCCACUCAGACAGUGAUGCCAGGGAAGCUGCAGCAGCUGCCAGCCACUACGUCUGCCCCAUCUCUAAGCAGCUCUUUGCAUCCCUGAAGGAAGACACAGACAGCUUCGACUGA